This is a messenger RNA of Trifolium pratense (red clover), 1852 nucleotides long. RefSeq names its product protein RCC2-like. Bases 1209 to 1586 code for a protein of 125 amino acids. The transcript has 6 exons. NCBI's taxonomy places the organism in Eukaryota, Viridiplantae, Streptophyta, Magnoliopsida, Fabales, Fabaceae. The record is from RefSeq and is a predicted model, not a curated record.
AAGUGUGUGAGUUGUGAUGCAGAGAAGGUAACCAGAAGCUUCCACAUGACUAGCUAUAUGUAACACAUGCAUUGGGCCCCAGUAUAAUAUAUAUUUCUUUUUUCCCAAAUUUUUUUCAUUUGUAAAGAUUUUUUCUCUCUCUUCUCUCCCUCUCUCUCUCUCGUACGCUCUUCUCUCCCUCUCACUCUCUCGUACGCUCUUCUCUCCCUCCUCUCUGCCUCAUCUCAUCCUUCACCAUAACAUCCACCACAACCCCCCACCACCACCUACAAAUCAAUCACUCGUCAGAGGGAGGGAGUGGCCGAGUGAGAGAAGAUUUGCCGGGGAGGGAAGUUCCGGUGAGGAAGAGAGAGUUCCGGCCGUGAUAGAUAGUUCCGGUGGUGGUUCGCGGCGGUGUUUGGCGACGGCGAUGCUUAUUGCUCCUUCGUUCCUCUGGUUUGAUCUUAGUUUCUAUACUAUAUUUAUUUUUAUUUUUUUCGUUGCUUUUUUUUUUUGCUGGUGAAGAUGUUGAAGAUUGGAGGUGGUGGUGAUGUGUAGUGGUUAUGUUGGAUGGUGAUGUGUAGUGGUUAUGUUGGAUGGCUCCAUGGAAGGAUAAGGCUCCUCCAGUCCUCCACCUUCCUCCAAGCUAGCCAAAUCUGGUGGUGGCAAGCAGAAGAAGGUUCGUUUUUCUCUUCAAAGUUUUUUUUUUAAAUUUUUUUUUUCUGUAAAAGUUUAUUUUUUGACAAUUUGGUGUUCUCUUGGAUCGAUCCGCUGCGGUGAAACUAAGUGGAAUGUCUGAAAGAGCUUAUAUUAGAUCCUAUAAUUCACUUCACAAUGGCAUCGGAGUCAAGUUAGUUAGUUUUCCUUUUAUAGAUUUAUUUUUUGAUUUAUUUAGAUUUUCCUGUUUUUUAAUUGAUGAAUUUGGUGUUUUAGGUUGAAGCUAGAUGUGAGAGAAUUGGCGAUUCAAUUCGGUUGUGUUCGGAUUAUACCUUAUGUUCGUGACGGUCUUAAGCUGUAAGUUAUUGAUUUUGUGGUUUUAAUAAUGUCUGCUACAUGUUUGAUGAAAUGCUAUUGAAAAAAAACACUAAAAUGUGUUGCUGAAAAUCGCCGUGCUUUUACUCGUCCGGUGUUUAUGGCUGUUGCUUUUUAUUUAUGUGCAAAGAAACACAAGGUACAUUUGUAAUAAUCUCAAUACAAACACAUGGCAUGUGGUUAUAUAUUGUAAUGACAUGAUUUGUGAUUGUUCUUUGCUUGUGUUUCUGAUUCAUGAGAUUAUUGUGCAGAAAGGGCAACUGGGUCAUGGAGAUACCAUUCAGCGUGAUAGGCCGACUGUGGUGUCUGAACUAUCAAAAUACAAAAUUGUUCAAGCUGGAGCUGGGAGGAGCCAUACGGUAGUUGUUACGGAUGAUGGAAAUUCCCUAGCAUUUGGAUGGAACAAACAUGGACAGCUAGGUUCCGGUUCUGCAAAAACUGGAUGGCUCCUGCAACGGUUUACAACAUUAUGCUGCUUUAGGAAGAGACAAGGUUCACAAAAUUACGGUUUGAUUGUGGCGAGUAACGAGAAUGAAGUUGGAAAGUUGCUAUUAACUAUUAUUGAGAAAAUGUAGCAAGAUUAGCAAUGCCAUGAUGAAGGAGUGGCUUGCAAUGUUUUUCCUUAGCAUUCUGAUUUACAAGGUCAGUCCUUCGCUUCACUCCAUUUUUUUCUUAACUGAACAUGAACCUUAAGUGUCUCAUUCUUAGAAGGCUUUGUUGGUUCACUAGGACAUAAUCCCUUUAAAUAUGUCAAAGCUUUUUAGGUCGCUGGUAUAGUUAGCCGGUCGGUUCUCGGAACUAAUGAUGCAUUUCAGUAUGCCAGAAGUCGAUGCAAAAGGUU